AUGGAGGUGAAGAAAUGUGAAAGAGGAGAGGAAGAAAUCCUGGGCAUGUUAGCAGCGAGUAUCACUCCGAGAGGAGAGGUGGAAGAGAUGCUGAUUGCGAUCUCCCCACGAAAAGACUGUCGACUCAAAAUAUCGAUGCCUCCUCCAACGGUGGAAACAGAUGAGGAGUUGCUGGUAGCCAGUUUCGAUGGAUCGGCUAGGAUAAAAAAGAAAGGAGGGUCGUUCAGUGCCGUGAUAUGGAAGUUACCCGAAUGGACGAUCGUGGCGGCCGAAUCGAGAUAUGUUCACGAUCUGACUGUGAAUGAAGCUGAGUAUAAUGGCUUGCUACUGUGCUUUGAGUUACUCGCCGGUCUGGAUAGGGGGCGAGUAAUACUGUGUGGAGAUUCCAGUCUGGUGAUUCGACAGAUGCGCGGUGAGAUCGACUGCAAGGCACCGGGCCUUCAGCUUCUGAGACACAAAGCGUUGGAGAAGCUGCAGUCAUGGCCUAGUCACGAGUUUCUGCAUAUGAAGCGAGAGUGGAAUCAGAGCGCAGAUCGACUAGCCAGCACAGCAUUGCAGAGCGAAAAGGGAAGAACGGUUGUAGCUGAAGAGGAUCGGCAAGAUCUGAUGACUCUGAACCGUCUCGAUGAAUUGUUGAAGCCCAAGCAAGAUGGUCAGCUAGCUCGGGUAACUGCGAUCGCGAGAUCAGCCAGGAGGAUACGUCAUGAACCUGAAGUGAUACAGGAGGAGAUAGUACAGAGGAUCAGGAUUCAACGAAUUGUCCAAGCUCAAGAUGAAGAGCGUUGGAUUGUCAAUCUCAAGACAUAUCUAAGUGGCGAUGUAUCAAACUUGGAUGCGGUAGAAGUGAAGACGUGCGCCAAACUGGCGCCGGAUUACGAGAUCGAUGAGAACAAUCUGCUAUUUUUUUGCCCCAUGGCGAAAAGAGAGUCGGAAGAUCGCGAUGGUUUGAUGCGGUUGGUGAUCCCUGAGACGUUGCAGCAGGAUUUUUUGCAUCACUAUCACACGAGUCUGGAAGGAGGCCAUCAGGGUAUUGGCCGAACCUAUCAGAGGAUCAGAUCGCGAUUUCAUUGGAGAGGACUGUAUCGGAGCGUUCAACGAUAUGUGGGCGAAUGUACCGACUGUGAGACCGGGAAAGGAAACCCGAUGAUUCAUGGGAAAUCCCCGGGCAAUCUACACGCAACCUAUCCAUUCCAGAUCAUCGCCAUGGAUCAUAUACCGUCGUUGCCCAAGUCCAUCAAGGGGAACACCGAACUGCUCAUUUGGGUCGACCUUUUCUCGGGAUAUGUGAUUGCAAAGGCUAGCUCCUCUCGGACGGCACAAACAAUAGCGGAGAAUUACGAAGAAUGUGUGUUUCGACGCUUCGGAGCUAGCGAGGCUAUCAGGCACGAUCGAGAACCGGGAUUUAUGUCCGACUUCUUUCGAGCCUUCAGUCGGAUCGUAGGACAAAAACAGCGUGCUACUAUGGCUUACAGGCCACAAGCAAAUGGAACAGCCGAACGAAUGGUGCAAACCCUGACACAUUCGCUCAAGAUGUACGUGGCUGAAGUUGACCAGCGAGACUGGGAUGAGUAUGCUGAGCGGCUCACCUUUGCCAUUAACACUGCACAAGAUCGGAUCCGGGGGAUACCCCAUUUUAUCUGA
Molecule: messenger RNA, 1641 nt
Organism: Peronospora matthiolae
Lineage: Eukaryota; Oomycota; Peronosporomycetes; Peronosporales; Peronosporaceae
Source: the annotation of a GenBank genome assembly